Molecule: messenger RNA, 3444 nt
Organism: Colletotrichum truncatum
Lineage: Eukaryota; Fungi; Ascomycota; Sordariomycetes; Glomerellales; Glomerellaceae
Product: topoisomerase 1-associated factor 1 (timeless protein)
Biological process (GO): replication fork arrest; DNA repair; DNA replication checkpoint signaling
Cellular component (GO): replication fork protection complex
Molecular function (GO): DNA binding
Source: RefSeq, a predicted model, not a curated record
AUGGAGCUGCCAGACGGGACGACAGAUGUUGUCCACCCGGAAGUUCGGGCGCACAUCAACAGUCUUGUUUCUGCCCUUGGUGGUACCAGUGCCGACGAUGACGGCCAAUACAGGCUCGGUGACGACGCCAUCGAAGUCCUCCGCGAUUUGAAGAAAUGGAUUCGAUUUUACGACGAGAAAACAAAUCGUAUGGAUGUUGCCCGCUGCAUUUCAGAAGCCAAUCUCGUUGACGGCGACCUCCUCCACAUCCUCGCGGGCUGGCCUGAAAAUGCCACCGAUAAUAAGUUCAGGGCGCGCAUCGCACUUGCGUGCUUCGAGAUCAUGGUGCCUCUCACCUGGCCGCUGGAACGAGACCCCGAACGAAUGACCAACAACCACCACCGCCAUAUCCCGGUCCUCGAAUUGGCACAGCUAGCUUAUAAGCGAGCCAUUAUCAACUUUGACGGUGCCCAGAUCCUGCAUACUGCAGUCCGCGUUGCUCUACCCUCGAUGGCAAUCACAAUCGGUGACCGUACACCUCGCGAUCACGGCAUUAUCAAGCUUGCGCUCUUCUUCCUGCGGAACAUUGCUAUGAUCGCCCCCCCACCGAACGUGAAAUACGAUGGCGACGAGACUCAGGUUUCCCGCUCCACAACGAUAGACGCAUUCUCUUUCCAGGACAUCUUCAUGGUGUUGCUGAUGAUUGCCUCAAACAUGGGGGAAGAUUUUCGAACCGAGGAUGUGAUCGUUAUGGAAAUUAUCUAUCACCUUGUCAAACAGGUCAACGUGAAGAAGCUCUUCAUGGAUGAGCAACAAUUGAACAAGGCGAAGGCUCAGGAGCUCUCGGCUAUGAUGAGCAAAGAGAAGGCUAUGCACAAUGCAUACAACCGCAGGGGGCCUACUCGCCAUAACCGCUUUGGCACUAUGGUCUGGAUGAAGCGAGACGAUGGAAGAGUGUCAACUAUAACUGGCCAGGACGCACUUGCCGAUAGUGCGACUCGACAGCAAAAGCUCGACGAAUCCAAAACAUUUAGGCCGGCCCGCAGGGCGAGGAAGGAGGAACUAGAACCCAAAGACCUAGGAGCUCCAGUAAAGCUCAAUGCCAGAGCGAAUGCGCAGCUUCGGACGUUUGUUGAAGAUUUUCUUGAUGCAGGCUUCAACCCUCUGUUCGAGCAUGUUCGGAAAUCCUUGGACCGCGAGGCAUCACAUGUUCUGACCUAUCACCGCAGGCAGUUCAUGUACUUGGUUGCGUGGUUCUUGGAGGCCGAAAGAGUCCGCAGGAAAAGAAAACAAGACGCGAAGAAGCCGAGUACUGCCGAUGAAGUCAGCAGCUUCAACCUCGUGGCUGGUGUGUUGAAUCAAGCAAUGUUCAUCACUCUCACCAAAACAAUGCACGAUUCCUGGGAGCAUAAAGAAUGGCCAACCCUGACCGCUGCGAUGCGAUGCUUCACCCAAAUUCUCCUCACAGUCCAGGAGAUGGCCGAGUCCGGUAACGAAGACAACGAGGAAAUCGCUGAAAACAUUCUCAGCCGUCUCUUCUACGAAGAUUCCACACACGACCUCGUUGCCAAUGUUGUCAGGCAGUACAAGGACCAAGGCUUUGAGUAUCUUGAUUCUGCGACAGAACUUACGCAUCACUUUCUACGUAUUUUGGAGGCGUACUCGAAACAAAACGUUGAUAUGCAGGUCCGGUCUCGCAAGCGGACAAGGCGGAAGAAGAAGGCCGCCCAGGACGCUGCUGGCGUGGACAACAUUGACGAGGAAGGGGAUGAAUCUGCUAAUGAUGAAGCCAACGCUGAAAAGACAUCAAAAGAGCGCAAAUUCGACUUCCAUCGAUUCACUUCACGUUUCACCCCUCAAGGAGUUGUCGAUACCUUCGUUGCUUUUACAAAAUACUACAAAGAUCUCGAUGAUUCUCAGUUGAAGCGCGCCCAUCGCUAUUUUUACCGCAUUGCAUUCAAGCAAGAAAUGAGCGUCAUGCUUUUCCGCGUCGACAUUAUACAUCUCCUGUACAACAUGAUCAAGGGCCCUGAGCCUCUUGAUAAAAGCUCCGGUAUGUUCAAGGAGUGGGAAGAGCUGUCCAAACAGAUCAUCCGAAAAUGCGUACGGAAGAUUGAGCAGCGACCUGAGCUUAUUAUCGAGAUGCUCUUCUCCAAGAUGCAAAGCACGGCACACUACCUUGAGUUUGGAUACGAAAAACAGACCAUCUCUUCGUCGCACGCCAAACCUGCCGCAGAACUCGAAUUUAAGACUACAGAGGAGAGAGACCAGCAAAUCGCCAUUGUUGUUGGAGUGCUACUUGAUAAAAACCAAUCAGAUCACAUUGCUUGGGUCAAGAAGACUCUUGAAUCUGUUGAAGGCGAACGUCGUGCAUGGGCGGCAGCUAACCAAGUCAUACCUUCCGUUGAGGGCAUUGAAACUCCCAGUGAGGAGGCACUAGCAAAUGACGGGGCUAACCUGCCCGACCCUUUCACUGUACGCCCAGACGAUGAUGCCCGCAAGACUGCCAUGUUCAAAAAUUCCCACCUCCGUCUUCUAAUGAAGCUUGUGGGAAUGGAAAGACUCGCCCCAACCAUCGAGGAGACCCAGCAAUCUCUAUGGGUCUUCCCUUCUCAGAUUACUGCAGACUACCUGCGUGAGAGUAUCGACUUCAUCAACAAGGCCGAGUUUAAUCCACCCGUGUUUGACGAUGGCCGUGCCGCUGAAGAUCAGCUCCGGCGCAAGAAGGCACCACGGAAACGUGUCGAGUAUGAUGACGAUGACGAGGAUAUUGAUGACGGGUUCCUAUUUGAGCCCCUUGGACCGACAGUUCAUAAAGCAAUCGAUGGGCCUGCUAAGAAGCCAAAGAAAAGGCGGCGCAGAAAGGCAAGUGAAGAAGGGGAGGCCCCGAAUGACUCGGAAUUGGAGGAAAAGGCCAGAAAACGCAGGGAACGUGAGAGAGAGAAAGCGAGAAAGAUCAAGAGCGAGGCCUACGUGCACGCAAGCGAUGACGAGACGGACGAGGAAUACGACCGCGAAUUCUUCCUUCGGGAAGAAGCGCAGCGCUCUCGUGUGGCUCGCAACGUGGAGACUGUAUUGGCUUCUCACCCGGUCAAGCGAACAGCUGCGGCAUUGCUUGCAGACAGCGACGAUAACGAUGACGAUAUUCUGGCUACGACCCGAGACACACAAUCGACUCGGCCUAGUGCCAGCAUGGAAUUGGAUGCUGGCAGUGGAGAUGAGUCCGAUGAUGCGAAUAACCACACUCCUUCGGCAUCAAGCCCAAAUUCUUCGCAAAGUAAAGGUACAAGAAAGCGAAGACGUUUAUCUCCAACAGCCUCUGCAGCAAAGGAAGGGAAUAAUGAAGACAAGGGGACCGAUGCUGACACCGAAGGUGAUGAAGAUGAAGAUGUACCAGCCCCUACGGCAAGGUCGAGAAAACGCACACGGGGUGGUUUUGUAAUGGAUAGCAGCGAUGAGGAAUAA